This is a messenger RNA of Closterium sp. Naga37s-1, 447 nucleotides long. Lineage: Eukaryota; Viridiplantae; Streptophyta; Zygnematophyceae; Desmidiales; Closteriaceae. The record is from the annotation of a GenBank genome assembly.
AUGGCUCGAGCUUGUGAGCUCGCGCUGCUUGCCGCCGUCGCCGUCCUCCUCGCGAGCACAGCGACGGCCUUCACGACGCCAUCGUGCAUCAAAGAGGCGCAGCAGCUGGUGAAAGUGCUGGACGCGAAGCCUCAAUUCUACAGCGACAUUUCGACCGAGCUCAAGAAGCUCAUCAAGGCUGUUAGUAAGAUUAAAAACAACGAGAAGCUAUACCGAAUUCACAUUUUUGACGGCCAACUCGACAGCAUGGCCGUCGGGGACGUGCAGAUGACCACGCAGCCCGGCGUGAGCGUGAAGGUUUUCAAGGCGCGCCCGAGCGCAUCGCCCAUGAAGAUGGCGGUCCGCCUUGUCAAGUCGAAGAAGCCGCCGGUUCCGGUGCUGGCGCAUCUGCACACGGGCACGGGGAACUGCUUCGAGGCGUACGGCAUCGGCGGCGUGCUGUCCUAG